Molecule: messenger RNA, 3082 nt
Organism: Electrophorus electricus (electric eel)
Lineage: Eukaryota; Metazoa; Chordata; Actinopteri; Gymnotiformes; Gymnotidae
Gene: gig2q
Product: grass carp reovirus (GCRV)-induced gene 2q
Cellular component (GO): cytoplasm
Molecular function (GO): NAD+ poly-ADP-ribosyltransferase activity
Source: RefSeq, a predicted model, not a curated record
UGCUUUGUUGCUAUAAUAACCAUUUCCUGUUUUCCUUUGCUCCAGCUGAGCAAGAAUAACUAGGCUGUUCGCCAAAUGGUUUCAUUUAAACCAGCUCCUAGUUUUCCUCCGGAAAGUCAAGGACUUGCUGGGAGUAGCAGACACGGACUGCGGCUGAAAAGAAACGGACAAGCAACAGAAGGAAAAUACAGGAAAGUCCCCGUCACUCCUUUAACAUUAACGGACGGUGUUAGAGGUCGAUCUUAAACCACUGGAAUCUUUCUUAAUCUCCUUGGUAAUCAGAGUCUGGGAAUAUUUUGAAGACGUGUGAUUUCAAAUUUAACUUAGAAAGCGGCAAACAGCAGCUACGAAAAAGAAAUAUUUGAAACAAGAAGGUGUCUGAAAAUGAAACUGAAAGCACACUGGUCCGUUUACUGAACUGUUUUUUUCUUUGUUAUUUUCAGUGUAGUUUUCAGUCACCGUAUUAUUGUAUAGCUACUUUAUGGUCACGUUUAACUCAACUUUGUGAAAUUUCUAUACAGUUUUAACUAGAACAUGUUCGAUUUUGAAGCAAGAUAGAUAUAUAAAACUUUUAGAUAGCUUCCUCUGUUAAUCUGUCGAAACAUUUGAAAACAACCCUUUAAUUUUCAUUGAUAUCAGCAGUUGGGAUGAGUAAUUCAGCCUUCAGGAAGGGUCUUCAGACAAGUCCGGGUGAUAACAGUCAGAAGAGAUACAUCAUGUAUCAUGGCAGCACACUCAGGAAUGCACGUAAAAUAAAGCGCCAGGGUUUUAUCCGCUCUUCUGACGGCAUGUUGGGCCCUGGUGUUUAUGUGAGUCGAAGCUUCAGAAAGGCCUGUGCUUAUCCCAAACAUCUUAAAGCUGGCCAGAGGGCCGUUGUUCUUAAGCUAAGCGUGAGGGUGGGCAAAGUUAAGAAGAUCAACAGAAAGGGCCAUCCUCUGCAGAAGAGCUGGAGUCAAGCGGGCUACGACACAGCUUGGGUGCCGCCCAGAUGUGGGGUGGUGAAGAGCGGUCUGGAGGAGAACUGCAUUUGGGAUCCGAAACGGAUCCGAGUGCAGGAGGUCCUCGAGCGUGACAGCAGCUUGGAGGCAUCCUCUGAUGAACCGGUGUCCUCAAAGAAAAGUGGCGCCUCCGAACGCUCGGAGGAAAGUGACGGCUCUGGACGCUCGGAGGAAAGUGACGGCUCUGGACGCUCGGAGGAAAGUGACGGCUCUGGAUGCUCGGAGGAAAGUGACGGCUCUAGAUACUUGGAGGAAAGUGACGGCUCUGGACGCUCGGAGGAAAGUGACGGCUCUAGAUACUUGGAGGAAAGUGACGCCUCUGGACGCUCGUGGAUAAGUGGCGGCUCUGGAUGCUUGGAGGAAAGUGACGCCUCUGGACACUCGGAGGAAAGUGACGGCUCUAGAUACUUGGAGGAAAGUGACGGCUCUGGACGCUCGGAGGAAAUUGACGGCUCUAGAUACUUGGAGGAAAGUGACGCCUCUGGACGCUCGUGGAUAAGUGGCGGCUCUAGAUACUUGGAGGAAAGUGACGCCUCUGGACACUCGGAGGAAAGUGACGGCUCUGGAUACUUGGAGGAAAGUGACGCCUCUGGAUGCUCGGAGGAAAGUGACGGCUCUAGAUACUUGGAGGAAAGUGACGCCUCUGGACACUCGGAGGAAAGUGACGCCUCUGGACACUCGGAGGAAAGUGACGCCUCUGGAUGCUUGGAGGAAAGUGACGGCUCUGGAUACUUGGAGGAAAGUGACGCCUCUGGACACUCGGAGGAAAGUGACGGCUCUGGAUGCUUGGAGGAAAGUGACGGCUCUGGAUACUUGGAGGAAAGUGACGCCUCUGGACACUCGGAGGAAAGUGACGCCUCUGGAUGCUUGGAGGAAAGUGACGGCUCUGGAUGCUUGGAGGAAAGUGACGGCUCUGGACGCUCGUGGGAAAGUUAAAACGAAGAACCCUCAGAGAAUCCAUCAGAUGAUGAGGACGGAAACAGUGAUUAUUACUAAUUACUAAUUAUUACAUUAGUUAUUACUAAUGAUCUUGCCUUGUGACUAAAUAAAACUUCAUGAUCACCAGUGCAGUUUCUGAGCUCAGAAUAUCCUGCAUUUUUGUGUUUUAAACAUUUCAGCAGUUUCUUAAAAUAACAUUAAGAUUUUUAUUUUUUACGACGUUUUGUUGCGGGCCAGUUUUUUAGGCUCUAGGACUGGUAUUUGGGAACUAAACUUCAAGGGUUCACUGCAGCUGUGUGAGUACCUACACUCCCACCACAGGAGUCAGUGUUUGCAGGUAUCGUUCGUUCCUGUUUGUCGCUGUAUAUCUGAAUAAGUGUCCACCGUAUUCACAUGAGCUGUCGGCAGUGACGGACUGGGCGUGCAGCUGCAGUGUGGUGCUGUUGCCUGGCGCGACACCUACGGAUUCCCACACUCCAGCAGAACUCUAGCCAUAUGUUUGUUUCUAUUACAGACCUGGAUCUUUCCCAGAUAUGAGUUUAGGGAAACUGGUCUUCAAGGAGACCUGCUAUCUGGACCAUGGGAUUUAUCCCUCUCUCUCAAUCUUUGAGAGAGUCAGGCUGCGGCGUAUGUCGAGCAAAUAUAGGCAGUGUUAUCUGGAGAAAAACUACUUCAGGUCAGCUCACCAUCAAAUCUGUUUUUUAGCUUGAAGAUCUUGAGGUAAUAAAAUGAUUUGAAAGCAGAAAAAUACGGAGGGUUUAAAAUAAACUUGGUUUAUAUAGAAAAAGACCUCUGUAGGCUUCGGUGUGAGGCUUCUGUGUCAGGCCUUCAGAGGCCUCAGUCAAAGGUCUCCGUCUAAGGCCGGGACAUCUCAUGUUGGCACCAGAAGAGACAACAUUAUUGCGCUGGGCACCAGUGGGUUUGAAUGAGAUUUUUUUUUUUUUAAAUAUAUUGUUAGAUAUAAUGGUAGCAGGCUUGAUUUAUUUGGACAGAAUUUUGGAAUCUUUGAAAAGUACUAUGUAAAAAGAAGAAAGUGAAUGUGUAACUGUCCUUGGCGAAAGUGUAUAAAGGUCAAGCCCUCCUGGGGCUAUCAGACAUUCUCUGGACUAUGCCUCAUUUGUACGUUAUAUUGCACUGCAAAUAAA